Molecule: messenger RNA, 5071 nt
Organism: Rhizophagus irregularis DAOM 181602=DAOM 197198
Lineage: Eukaryota; Fungi; Glomeromycota; Glomeromycetes; Glomerales; Glomeraceae
Source: RefSeq, a predicted model, not a curated record
UAAGAUUUUAAGUUACGCUUAGAAAUUAAUAAUCACUGGUAUAAAAAUACUAAAAAUGCUGAUUUAUUGGUUAAUCACCAGAAUAACUCUGAUAGUCACUCCUACUAGGAGUGAAAAAAAAGUGACGAAAAAAAAAAAACGAGAACGUGAACUUUCUUCGCCACACUCCCUGUUCUGACUAAAGUAUGAACAUUUUCUUGCUAAAAUGGUCGCAGCUUGUGCAUUGACAAUGUCAAACUCCAGCGAACAAAGUGCUAGUGGAAUCGAUUUUACUGAAAAUGAGGAAGUGAAAGUGGUAAUCUGUCAAGAUAGUAGUGCCGCAGUAACUACUACACGAAGGUCUCAGAGAAACAUUGGAAAAAAACCUAGGAGAUAUAAUAUUUACUCAGAAACAGAUACUAGUAAUGAUAGCUUUAGUAGUAAUAGUAGUACUGAAUCUCCUACGAAAAAGAAAUCCUUAUCUGCAAAAAGUCAAGUUAAAGUCAUUAGUCCUAAACGAGGUCCUGGUCGACCACGGAAAAACCAUGAUUCAGAGCUUCAACGCAACAUAAGUUCACCUAUAACAACUCGUCCAAAUGUACAAUUGAAUCAACCUACUGGUAAACCACCUUUAAUGCCUGUAAAGUCCCUUCGUUUGAAGUUUUCUUUUGAUUCAGCAAAAACUUCAUCAAAUAGUGAAGAAUCUACAUUACAGAUAACGUCAAAGAUGCCAGAUAAACCAAAGACUCCCUUGGAUAUAAUUCGUGAAGAGCAUGUAAAGGAACGCGUAGAUAGUCUCGUACAAGUUGUUGAAGAACAUGACAGCUUGGUUCGAGAGUUGUAUUAUAUGGAAUCUUUUAAUAUGUUGAUGUGGGAUCUCGACCCACAAAGAAUAAAUUCUGAUAAUAGUGAGCGUAUGGUUAAGUACUUAGAAAAUCACAACUUAUGGUCCUCUUUAAACGACCAAGUCACCAACAGCAUCCAAUCAAAUUCUACUAGGAUGUCCACUCGUCGGUCACUUAACAAACAUCGUGACUCUAUUCUCAGUAUGUUACAACAAUCUAUCGGUUCUCGUGUGUUCCAUAAUGUCAUGCCAUCCGAACACACUUCCGGAGAUUCUGAUAGUGGAAGUCGCACUCAACGUAGGUCCUCAAGAGUAGAUUCUACUAAUAACCGUGAUAAUGCAUCAUCAGGUAGUAUGACAUUGUAUUCGCUUCGUAAGAGAGGUCAUGCUCAAUUUCCAAGUUUUGAGGCAUAUUUGGAAUCGUUCGUCACUUUGGAUGAUGAAGAUAUUACUCCCGCUGAGGAAGAAGCUAAGCUCCAAAGUGAAAUAGACGUUGAUUAUCGCAUUUGGGUCUUAAAAAAUCAAGGAAAAUUACAACCAAUUCCUAAACCAGCUACUGAACCACCACGCCAAAAAACUCAUUGGGAUUAUAUUCUUGAUGGAGUAAUUGCAAAAUCGAAAAGGAUAAAUAAAAGUAGUGAUGAAAGGCUAAAGAAAACGCAUCAAAUCAGUAGAGCAAUUUUAGGACAUUUUAAUAAAUUGGCAAUGAAAGAGCCAAACGCAAUAAAAGCCGAAGAAAAACGGAUCAAGAAGUUGGCUAAGACUACAGGCAAUCUAAUUAAGCAAAGAUGGAGAGAAAUAUCAAAGUUUAUUAAUGAUAUGCAUGACAAGUUAGUGGCCGAAGAAGAAGAAAGAAGAGGCAAACAAAAGCUUAAUGCGCUUUUUGAAGAUGCCACUCAGAAGAUUGAAUUUCACGAAAAAUAUUUAAUGGGUACUGCUUCUACGGACAAUACUAUUGUUAAUAAAACUAAUGAAGAUGACAAUAAUAAUCAGGAAUCCGGAGCGGAUGUUAAUUCGUUCGAUAACGAUCAAAUGUCCAUAGAUGAGGACUUGGAAAUUGAUUAUCCUCUCGAUUUUGAUCAUGACGAUGAUUUAUCUACAGAUCCGGAUAUGUCCGAAAUGGCACUGGAUCAAAAUGUUGAAGAUGAUGAAGCUUCAUUGGAAGCUCAAGAACUUGAGGAAGAUUCUGAAGAGGAAGCAGUUGAAUUAAAUGAUUUAGCUGAUGAAAUGAAUCUUCCCAUAGAUGAAUUAUUGAAACGUUAUGGUGUUAAUGUUAAUAAACAUUCUGAAGAAAAGAAUGAAGAAGAUACAGAUCGUUCUGAAGAGAUAAAACCAGUAUUGAAUGGAACCACUAAUCGGGAUUUAAAAAAAAAUCAUCUAGACUUAUCAUUAUAUGAUAGUGAUGAUGAUAGCUUUUCGGAAUUAGAAACGUCAACACAAAGUUCUAAUACAACCAAAACGAGGACUCCAAUACCAUCAUUACUGAGGGGUCAACUUCGUGCAUAUCAGCAUGAUGGACUUCAUUGGCUUGCUAGCUUGUAUGAGCAAGGAAGUAAUGGUAUUCUUGCCGAUGAAAUGGGUCUCGGUAAAACUAUUCAAACUAUCGCAUUAUUAGCCCAUUUGGCUUGUGAUAAAGGCGUUUGGGGACCUCAUUUAAUUAUUGUACCUACAAGUGUCAUUAUUAAUUGGGAAAUGGAGUUUAAAAAAUGGUGUCCCGGAUUUAUUAUUUUAACCUAUUAUGGCAGUCCAAAAGAGCGUAAAGAAAAACGGUUAGGAUGGUCUAAAGAACAUUCAUUCCACGUUUGUAUUACGUCUUAUCAUCUCGCAGUACAAGAUGCGAUUAAUUUCAGGAAAAAGAGAUGGCACUAUUUGAUUCUUGACGAAGCUCAUAAUAUCAAGAAUUUUAAAUCCCAACGUUGGAAUACUUUAUUGAACUUUAAUUCUGAGAGGAGAUUGCUACUAACUGGAACACCAUUACAAAACAAUCUUAUGGAAUUAUGGUCAUUACUGUACUUUUUAAAACCCAAUGCACGUAAUGAUGACAUGCCAUUCGAGUAUGCUAACCAGAAAGAGUUUCAAGACUGGUUUUCGCGACCUGUUGAUAAAAUGAUUGAAAAUAAUGAAGGAUUUGAUGAAAAGACUCGUACAGCUAUUCUUACCUUACAUACAUUACUGCGACCCUAUCUUCUACGUCGGUUAAAAAUUGAUGUAGAAAAACAAUUACCAGCCAAGCAUACUCAUAUUAUCAAAUGUCGUUUAUCGAAAAGACAAAGAUUUUUAUAUGAUGAUUUUAUGUCUAGAUCUAAAACUAAAGAGACUCUUCGAUCAGGAAAUUUUUUAAGUAUCAUAAAUUGUCUUAUGCAGCUACGUAAGGUCUGUAAUCACCCAGAUUUAUUUGAAGUCCGACCUAUUGUAACUUCAUUUGCAAUGAGUCGAUCCGCUAUUAGAGAUUAUGAAUAUUGUGAGAUGACUCUACGUAAUCGACUUAAUCGAGGGAACGAUUAUUUGAAGAUGGUAAAUUUUGACUUAUUUAAUCUUUUACCAAUUUAUUAUGAGAAUAUGGAUUGGCUGGCUUCUUCUGAAUGUAAUAAAUUAGAUUCAGACAAUUUGUUCAUAGAAAAACUUAAUUUGCAUAAUUCAAGAAUUAACAACAUUGUCGAAGAGAUAUCCUAUUAUAGUCUUAGCAAGUUUGGUAAUGUAAUGCAAAACCGUGCUCAUAUAGAAAGUUUAGAACGUUGGAAACAUAUGAGAUAUAUCAAUUCUUUUCGCCUUAAACGUCGUCCUAUAUAUGGAACAGGUUUAAUUAACAUAUGUAGGCAAUUGGGUAAAUCACCAUUUGAUCAAGCUUUAAUGGAUUCUAAGAAUCCCAGAAAGUAUUUAGAACAUACUAACACAUUACCUGAUAUGGUUGUAUCUUAUGAACGAAGAUAUGAUAUGAUGGAAGAAAUCAUAAAGAAAUAUGUUUUUGUGACUCCAGCGGUGGUUGCUGCAGAGGUUCGUUCAUACGCAUUAUCCGGGUUACCUGAAGAGUUUCAACAUAUUAUUCAUAAUCACGUACAGGACUUAUAUUAUCCGAUACGAGUUAAGCUUAUGGUUGCUUUUCCUGACAAGAGACUUUUACAAUAUGAUUGUGGUAAAUUGCAAGAACUGGAUAGAUUACUUCGCAACCUUAAAGAAAAGGGUCACCGUGCCUUAAUUUUCACACAAAUGACUCGUGUACUUGAUAUACUGGAAAUCUUUUUGAACAUUCAUGGACAUCGUUAUCUUCGUUUAGAUGGUGCUACUAAAAUAGAGCAACGACAAUUAUUAACAGAACGAUUCAAUAAUGAUCCAAGGAUUUUGGUGUUCAUAUUAUCAACGAGAUCUGGUGGAUUGGGUAUUAAUCUUACAGGUGCAGAUACUGUUAUAUUUUAUGAUAUAGAUUGGAAUCCUUGUAUGGAUCGACAGUGUCAAGAUAGAUGCCACCGUAUUGGACAAACACGUGAAGUAAACAUAUUUCGUUUUGUAUGUGAAGCAACAAUAGAAGAAAACAUGCUUGCAAAAGCACAACAAAAAGAAAUGCUUGAUAAAAUGGUUAUCACUGAUGGUGGGUUUACAACUGAUUUCUGGUCACAACCAAAAGUUGAUUGGCGUGAUAUAGUAAAAGUGAUCGCACCUGAUCACGACAAAGAAAUUAAUGAUGAACCGGAAUCAGGGGUUGAAUUAGAACAAUGUUUAGCAAAAGUUGAAGAUGAUACAGACGUAAAUGCUGCACAAAUAGCGAAGAAAGAAAUGGAAUCAGAUUUAAUAGAAUUUGAUGAAAACGCAGUAACACCGGCAGAAAGUUCAGGUGGAGCAGAGAAUUCUUCUGUUGCUUUAGUGAGAAGGGAAAGUACCGUUUCUACUGCACCUUCACCACUGAAUGAAAAUUAUGAUGAUGAUAAUCUUAGAUCUCACCUUUUACCCGUGGAACUAUAUAUGUUUCGUUUUAUGGAAUUUGAUUUGGAAAAAUAUGUUGGAUUUGGUAGAACAUUUGAAUAUAAUUCAACAGAAGAUAUAAACAAUGAAGAAUAAAAAUAAUUUUACUUUAUAAAAAAGUUAAAAGAAAAAAAAAUUUUUUUUUUGUUUUAUAAAUUAUUAUCUUUCAAUAUUAAUAAAAUAUUAGGUUGUAAAUUUGUUUUUUUUUUGGAUUCAUGUUAAUAUUUUAUUAGGUAAAUAAUUUUUAUCCCAAGUGUAAAAUAUAAUUUGUUUUUUUUUUUAAAUUUUUUU